This is a messenger RNA of Uranotaenia lowii, 6198 nucleotides long. RefSeq names its product unconventional myosin-XV-like. NCBI's taxonomy places the organism in Eukaryota, Metazoa, Arthropoda, Insecta, Diptera, Culicidae. The record is from RefSeq and is a predicted model, not a curated record. Gene Ontology annotation, molecular function: microfilament motor activity; actin filament binding; ATP binding. The annotation marks the transcript as partial. The transcript is spliced from 6 exons. Gene Ontology annotation, cellular component: vesicle; actin cytoskeleton; cytoplasm. Gene Ontology annotation, biological process: actin filament organization; vesicle transport along actin filament.
GUUGAAGAAUUUGUAUUUAUUAAGUAAAUAAGCUCGCGUGAGAACUGUUCAACAAUUUAAAGCAUCAGAAAAACAGUUAUUAGUUCUGAAUUUUUGAAAGUCUGUAUGAUUUGUGAACGUUAGUGAAACGUGAAUAUUGUCUACAAAACAAGUUCUGUUUUAGUAAUGCACGCGUGAUCGACAACUAUCAACAUGAAUUGGGCUACUGGAGAUUUAGUGUGGUUCGAUCCAGGACAUGGACCUCCAUUACCAGGAGAAAUAGUAGAGGUACAUCGAGCAGCCCAGGUCAUCAUUGUCCAGGCUGUUAUAAAUGGCAAGCAACAAACAUUUACUUUUGGAUCAAAUGAAGGAUUUUUAAGACCCCGUCAAGAUUUGGGCAAAACAGGAGUAGAUGAUAUGACCCAACUGGAUGAUUUGCAUGAAGCAUCAUUACUCUGGAAUCUGAGAUUACGCUAUGACAAUGGAUUGAUUUAUACAUAUGCAGGCAGUAUAUUGAUUGCGGUGAAUCCGUACAAAAUGUUUGCAGAUUCAUAUGGAAUUGAAAUGGCCAAAAUGUAUUCCGGAAAACCAUUGGGCUCAUUACCUCCACACUUAUUUGCGAUCAGCUCUGCAGCGCAUGCAUCGCUGCCCUCGCCACAGGUGGUAGUUAUAUCAGGAGAAUCUGGUUCUGGAAAAACGGAGUCUACUAAAUUAGUGAUGCAAUAUUUGGCCGCUGUAACACCAGUUGGUGGUACAGCCUCAGCCGUAAUAACCGAGCAAAUUCUGGAAGCAGCACCUUUAUUAGAAGCAUUUGGAAACGCUAAAACAACUCGUAAUGAUAACAGUUCUAGAUUUGGAAAGUAUCUUGAGGUGUUUUUCAAAUCAGGAGCAAUCGUUGGAGCGAAGAUUACACAAUAUUUGUUAGAAAAAUCACGCAUAGUCACCCAGGCACCUGGAGAGAGAAAUUAUCAUGUAUUUUAUGAGCUGUUAGGAGGUCUGUCGGAAGGUGAUCGUUCGAAAUUUGGGCUUCUGGAAGCCGAAAAAUAUUUUUAUUUAAAUCAAGGGGGCUCAGAUUGUUCAGCUGGAAGAGUGGAUUGGGAAUCUCUUCAAGGGGCGAUGCAGGUUUUAGGCGUAUCGGAGAGCGAGCGAGAAGGGAUAAUGAACAUCCUUGCAUCAGUUCUGCAUCUUGGCAAUAUAUACUUUCACCGUCGCCAAUUGAGGCACGGUCAAGAAGGAGUUGAAAUAGGAUCAGAUGCUGAAAUAAAAUGGGCUGCACAUCUUCUUCAAAUUCCUUCAGAAGGAAUACUUCGUUCAUUAACAUCAAGGAUAACUGAAACAAGAUCAGAACGGCUUUAUACUCCGCUUAGCAUCGAUCAAGCCCUAGAUGCUAGAGAUGCACUAGCGAAAGCAUUAUAUUCAGGAUUAUUCAAUUGGCUUGUUAUGAGGAUAAAUUCUAUGAUUCAUAAAGUUGGAACUCAUGAUGCUCAUCGUAUAAGCAUAUUGGACAUAUUUGGAUUCGAAAAUUUGUCGGAAAAUUCGUUCGAGCAGUUGUGUAUAAACUACGCAAAUGAAAGCUUACAGUUAUAUUUCAACAAACACGUAUUCAAGCUGGAGCAAGCUGAAUAUGCUAAAGAAAGGCUUGAAUGGGUUCCUUUGGAAUGGGAAGACAAUUUACCCGCAAUUCAUCUGCUCGCCAAGAAACCAGUGGGCAUUUUUCAUCUCCUCGAUGAUGAGUCUAAUUUCCCUAGAGCAAAUGAUUUGAGCUUCCUUGAGAAAUGUCAUUACAACCAUGCUCUCAAUGCGCUCUAUUCUAGGCCAAGAAUAGGAGCUCAAGAGUUUGGAGUGACACAUUACGCUGGUCAAGUAUGGUAUUGCGUAGAUGGUUUCUUGGAGAAGAAUAGAGAUGCCUUGCGAACCGAUGUAAUAGAGUUUCUAUGCUCCAGUACCGAGCCGUUGGUAAUUGAAAUGACAAAACAGCUUAAGGCUCAACGUGACAUUGGUAAAACAUUACCUCGAGGUAUGAAUGGAAGAUUUGUUACCAUGAAGCCAAGAACACCCACAGUUGCUGCACGAUUUUCUGAUUCAUUACAACAACUACUGCAGUCAAUGGCCAAAUGUAAUCCAUGGUUUGUUCGGUGCAUCAAACCGAACAAUGACAAACAAGCUUUGAGAAUGGACAUGCCGUGUGUGCUUUUACAGUUGAGAUAUCUCGGUGUAUUAGACACUAUAAGAAUAAGACAAAAUGGAUACCCUGUAAGAUUGCGUUUCCAACAUUUCGUAGAACGUUAUAAACAUAUGUUGAAAAUGCCUAUUCCGAGAGGCACUCCCUACAGAGAAUUAUGCAGGUUUGUUCUGGAAGCGCAACCGGAAACUAAAACAGAAGGACCCGAUUAUCAAUUAGGAGCAACACGAGUUUUUUUGAGAGAAAGUUUGCACCGUUGUCUCGAGGCCAGUAGAACAGAGCGUUUACGUUCUGCAGCUGUAACUAUUCAAAAAUUCGUUAGAGGGAUGCUGGAGCGGAAACGGAUAUAUAAUCAAAAGCACGGUGCGAUAGUAAUUCAAAAAAUAUGGCGUGGAUAUCGCGAACGGAAAAGAUUUGUGUCACUAAGAACAGGCGUUAUUAAAGCACAAUCGCUAUACAGAGGCCGACUACAAAGAGCGAAAUUCACUAAAAUUAAAGCGGAAACGCUGCGUCUUCGUAAUAUUGAGAAAAUGAACAGAGGAAAAGCUAAUCAAGUUGAAAGAGAAAGUCAUUCUGUGUUUUUGGAGGUUCCGGCAGAUCUGGCUCUAGUUAUGUCGAAAACACAAGGCAACCAGAGGAACGAAGAGAUGUUAGUGAAGGUGGUUGGCACAGUUCCCGGACCUCCCACGGCUGACGAUUUACCGGUGGAUUUAGAUCAAUAUGCAUUUGGAAAAUUCAGUUCGAUCUACUGCAACGGUGUAAAAAUAUCUGCAAAACAAGAAGCCAUAAGCGCUCCAUUUUUGUCCCGUGCAUCGGCACGUGAUCAAGAUUUUAAAGAUUCCAUUGCAAUAUUUAAAAUUAUAUUGAAAUGGUCUAAUGAUGUUAUUGAAGAUUAUAACAGAAACAAAAUUAUAGCCGAUUACAUAGUUUUCAAGGCAUUAUCAUCGAAAGGAUUACGAGAUGAAAUAUACGUACAAAUUUGCAAUCAAAUUUUCCAAGCGGAACAUGAAGUCUCCAAGAAACUUUGGCUUCUCAUGACGCAUUGUUUAUCAGCUUUUCAACCGGGAACGAUAUUUAAAAAAUAUUUAAUCAAAUUCAUUUGUGAUCAUGCACCUAAUUGUACGAAAGAGCAGUUAUUAAAAAAAUUGUUACGAAAUGAAUCCGAUAAUAGUUAUACCAGUACAUCUCGCUCAUUUCCACCGGCUUGGCUCGAAUGGAUAGCAUCUGCAAAACAAGCCGAUACGGCUUUAGGUUUGCUCCUUCCAGAUGGUGUUGUUCAGACAGUAGCUGUAGAUUCAUGGACAACAUGCGAAGAAGCUGCCGCUUUGGCUCUUUCAUCGCUUGGAAUUCCUAACUUAGGAUGGACAGUCGCAAUUGACGAGGAUAGCAAACAGAUUGAUUCGUGUGGAUUAGAUUUUGUCAUGGAUAUUAUUUCUGAAAAGGAAAAUGGAACGUUAUAUUCAUUAAACAAAAGUCAAGGAUCUCCCUUCGGCAAUAAGUUUACCACAGAAACAGAAAACAAUCCUAAAAGACCACAGGUACCGCCACCCGAACCACCUUCCAUGAAAUACGUACUAGAAUCACCCACAACUCCAAAAAAACACUAUGCCCAAAAAGAUGAAAUUCCAUUGGAAUAUAAUUUGAGAAAAGAAUCGUCAACUAGAAAAGUUUCGCAUGAUGUUCUUCUACGAGAUACAAAAGAAAAAGACAUUUCUUAUAACACUGAAAAAAUCAGAUCAAGAUCAUUGGACGGUUUGCUGAAUAUUGAUACAAGGGAAAAACAUGAUGUAGCUGAGGAGCGAUUAACUGAUGAUUUUCAUUCGAUAACAACACCCCAAUUUCAGGCUGAUCGCUUCCGUCAAAUCGAUACCAUCACUCCACUUAAAGAGUCACAACCCCGCUAUGUUAAAUCGCAAUUUGCUUCCAAGAAAUUAUCUGGCUCUCAUUCAAGCAAAUAUGUUGAAAGAUCUGAAAUGAGUAUCCGCUCAUCUGCUAUGUCAGACACAAGUGAAGCUCCAUCCCUUGCAAGUCACGUUAGACGCGUCCGUGUUCCUUCGCAGGCUUCCGAUGUUGAUCAGUUCUUAGAUGAUCUUUUCAGUCCUGUUUUAGACGGAUCGUUGGAUGAAUUAUCUGACGCUAGAUCUUUGGCUGCCAGUAUUCGUGGAGCCUCAAAAUCUUAUGAUAAUGUACCCGACUGCUAUCAAAAGUUUUUGUCCCAAACAGAUUCUCUCCAAAAUGUUAUGUUUCUGGAGAAGCAUUUUCGUUUAAAAACGUUUAUUAAAGGUGGGGGUACGACACAUCAGGCUUCGAAUAGUAAAAGUUUUUCGCCAAAUAUGACUAAUUUGAAUGCCUCACAAAUGCAUUCUCCGAAUCAAAUUAAUGCUAGCCCCCUUAGAAUGCUGAGUCCUGGUAAUCCCGAUGUUUUCAAUUUAUCUCCAGGAAUAGAAAACACAUCCUACCAACAACAAGUUCAAAGAGCAUUUUUACAGUCUGCGAUGGCUCAAAACAUCCAAAUUCAGCAACAACUAAUCGCUCAAAAUCAAGCGUUACAAACAUUAUUAACUCAGCAGAAUGUUGCAUCUCCGACUGCUAGCAACUCUGUCCUGAAUAAUCAACCUCCGGUUACUCCACAAGUUUUACAAAAUUCUAACAGAAAAUCUAGCAUCAAAGUGAGACCAGACAUUAGUAGCUCACCUGCAUCCGAUAUCAGGCACAAUAGAAAAGAUUCUUCUUCAUCUAAUUUAAUUCCACCACCACCACCGCCUCCGCUUCCUCCACCAUUGGAAAUGAAAGAUCCGUUAGAGGUCCGCCCGUUCAUAGAUCCAUACGGAAGAGCGAAAACUGUUAGAAUUGGUAAAUGGAGAUGGCCUCCGCCAAAGGAUGCAAAUGGCGAAGACGAAGAAAACUAUAUUAGAUUCAAACUUCGUCAAAGCAAUAGAAAAACAACGCCGCAAUCUCAAAUUAACGUCGAAUCUCUGUUGGACUCUGUCCAUGGAAUAGAGUGGGAUGAAUUUGAAAUAGAUUCACAGCAGGAAAAAAGUAAUGAUCAUAAGUCGCCAGAUGAGCAUAACAACAAGCUUAUUCGGCCUACAAAGAGAAGUAUCGAUGGAGGAGUAGAAAAACCUCUACCACCUGCUAAUGUUGGGAAACUCAAAUUAAGUAACGAAAUGCGUCAACGUUUAGAGCAAGUAACAGCAGGUCAUUCUGUUCGAUCUACAAGCACGCGAUCAGAUAGAAAUGAGCGUGCACCAGCAAAACUUGAAGACACUAGAAGAAUGAUCUUGGAGCAACAGCUGGCAGGAGCGUCCAUUAUUCGGAAAACUGAUUCAUCUUCCAAUAAAUUGCAUAGAAAAGACGCAGAUAAACGUUCUGUAAACCAAUCUUGGCCAUCGAUACUUCCUCCAGCACCUGCAGUUCCAGCACCUCCCCCUCCAGUUCGUCCGCCGAAUACUACACCACCAGCUCCUCCACCGCCUCUCUUUUCAAUAGCAAACCCUCAUUUUCCGCUGCAAAAUCAAACACAAGAUAUCCCGUCUUUUGUGCAGCGUCAGGAACGAGAUACAUUUGGGGCAAAAGAUUCCUUCAAUGAUUCUUGGAGCAGAGCUGAAGCCGCUAAGCUAGAACUUGUCUACGAGUCAAAUGGACCAAGAGAGAUACCUUUACAAAGGGAACGUUCAAGAUCUCGUUCAAGGUCUAGAGAUCGAGAAAACUUCUCGGAAUCCGUCUGGGAUAGGUCGGAAGUGGAAGGUUCUGUAUUAGCAAACGACUUGAAAGAACGAGGGAGCAUUGAAAAACAAUAUGAAAUAUCGCUGAUUCAAAGAGACAUCGACAGUAAAAAAGUUUACCAACCACAAAUGAAAGGGCUUUCGAAAAUACCUGAUCACAGUCGAAGCGCAGUAGCAACAUUCAAAACCCAUAUGAUACAUAAAAGUGCCAUGGAAAAAGAACGGAAAUUUUCUGUUAACGCUAUUGACGAUACGGAAUCGCCUAAAAUAGAACUGCCGGCCCCAAUUCUGCCAAUGGAACCGGGAAGCUUA